GGACCAUUCUGUCCGUCACUGACGGACCUCCAUUUUCAUGACGACCGACAGAAACAUGCUCUGGCUUUCUCUUGUCUGUUCGCGGGGCUGAAUACAAAGCAGGGUUGCUUCCAUUGACUGUAUAUGGAAACACGUUGUGCUUCCUGUACAGUAGGUGGCGGUAUUCACGAAAGAGCUGUAAUCUGACAAAUGAAUCAAAAAUAAAAUGAUGAUGACGAUCAUAGACAGGAGUAGGAUUGUAGCUUAGUUGGAUUGGAUUCUACCCUUGGACAAAAUGCGAAGGUUAAGGUAUGAAGUUCCCCGUGGAUUUCCUGGCAAAUGUCAGCCAGGCCGAGCUGGAAGCAUCAGCACACAACUACCUGAACAACCUCCUUCACAACAACACAGAUUCUGCCGAGCAACUUAUCCUCACCGACUCCACCAAGGUUAGUGUAGACAUUUCCAGGGUAGGCUAUGUUCCUCUGUAUGGUUCCGGUGACAAAACGAGGAUGCUGGCCCUCUUUUCCCCUGCUGACCCGCUCACUGCUGUGGCUCUGUACCUGUUGGACCAGUGGUGGACCGUGGACGAUAUUCUCAAGACAUCUGACCUUGCUCGAGAUGGAGUUGUUGAGGUGGAGACCGUUGGAGAGAGAAUAGUGUUAUAUGUUUUGAAUCGGGUGAUCUACAGAGUAAGGGAGAUGAACUCUGAAGAGGAACUUCCCUUCCUCUGCCAUGGGGAGAAGGAUUAUGCAAAGAUUUGCUGGAGUAAUGGAGAGGCUGUUGGCUUCUACUCAGUCAAACCCUCAGGAAGUUUACAUAAUUAUCUUUCAACAAGAAGAUAUCAACUUCCUGUCAUGGACUCUCUGUUUGUGAGAAAAUGUCAUCGUGGUAAUGGCUUCGGCCUACGCAUGCUGGAGGACUUUGUGCUGAGUUUUCAAGAUGGCUGUGUGGGAUUGAGGUAUCCGCUCACCAAAGCCAUGUACAAAAUGUGUGAGAAGUACCUGUGUCAGUACCCUGAAGACACAGACCUACUUUGGGAGGUGGAGGGUGUGGGUGGACCAAACCAGAUGUUCAAUAUUAGCAAGAGGGUUCAGACCAUAGAUUUGAGGGCGGUAUCAACAGAUGUAUUACUUACUGCGACACCACAAGAGGUCACGAGAGAGACAAAAAAGGAAGUGGCCAAUGAGCCAAUUGCCACCGAGCAGACCAAAGAAGCCAAAUCUAUGGCAUAUAAAGUUGAAACUGUGUUGCAGGAAGAAGUGUUGGUGUCUAGCGCUGCUAGAGACACUAGUGACAAGCCUGUUGCAACUCGGACUACAAGCAGUGGCCAAAAGCAAGCAAAGACAGUUGAUAAGAUUGCAGAAAGCCAACCUAAAAAAGUUGUCAGAGUUGAAGAUAUUGAAGCAGAAACCCCAGAGGAACGUGUUUCUAGGAAAGAGAGGACUCCUCUUUUGUCUGAUUUGGCGGUGACUGAGGAAAUAUUUAGUACCCGUACUGAAGAAAAGAGAAAAGAUUACGUUGGCAUUGCCGUUGAAGAACUGGUGGAGGUAACCACCACUUUAACUCCACAAGAACCUGAGGAUGCGCCAGCACUUGCUGCAGAGUGUCGAGACACAGAGACCGCGAUGGAUACUUGCUGUGAUUCUCAAAUGAGAAUCGAAAAUGUGUCAGAAAUGGAAGGAUUUGAAGAGGAGUCUCAGCAAGAGGACACAGCCGGAGAAGAAUUGCCUAUGACUAUUGAUGAAACAUUUGAGGGAGAAGAGAAUUGUCUUUCUGGGGGAUAUGAUGAAGAGCAACACGAGUCAACAGUUUUGCCUUUGAGAGGAAGAUGCAAGGGCGCUCUUGAAGAAAUGAACCCAUGUGGUCAAGAAAGACCAGUUGAGGAACUGAGUUCUCUGGGAAAAGGUGAUGCUCUAAAGGCAGGGAAGGAAGAAAUUACAUCUAUGCCUGAAGUAAACCUGGAAGAGAGGCGGGAAGAACAGGAAGAUGAAAACAAUAAAGGAAUGGCAGAGGCUGUAACUGUGUCAAGAGAUAAUGGGAAAGAUGCAGAUAAUUUGACGCUAGAGCUUAACACAGUUGCUGUUGCUGUGGAAAAAGGCAAGGCAGGUGAAGACCAGACUGUCGCAUCGAAAACAGAAUCAUCUCAGAAAGAAGGCACUGAACUUCCCAAGCUCCAGAAAGCCACAGUGAUCCUUGUGAAUUUGAAAACAACACAUCAUCAACUUUGUGUGAAAAAAGUGGAAAAAACAACAGCCCCUGGAGAGUGUGCUGGAUUACAAAAGGAGGAGACGGUGGAAGCAAGAGAGGAAAAGGAUGAGUCCAGUUCGGUUGGGGAGGAACCCAAGACAGAAAAGCCUGAAACAGAUUCAGAGGAAAACAGGACACGAGAAUCAAUCGGUCAAGUUUUUACAACUUCAGAUACAGACAUUGUUAAACUAAAAGACGAUAUUGCCAAAAAUCAAAAUGAGGAAAAUGUCGAUGAAAUGGAAGAAGUGCCAGUCAUUGAAAUAAGAGUUCUUAGGAGUGGUAGGAAGAAGGUUGAAACGAGCUGCAAGCCAACAAGCAGAAGCAAAAAACAUCAGGCAGAAGACAAAUGUGAUAUUCCUGUAAAGGAAUCCGAUCGAUCACGUGACAUUAUGAUGGAAGAAGAGUCUACGGCUGUCACAAAAGACACAGAGCUGGGCAAACAAGCUGCAAUUUCAGAGGCAUCCGUAAAUAUAACGAGAGUCAUCACAGAGAAGGUGACAACAAUGGAAGACAAUUCAGCGAGUAUGAUGGCGGAUUCAAACGAUGUCGUCCAAGCAAAGAAUCCCGUCCCCCCACUUGAGGAGGAAACGGAACUUACUGCAGCAGAACAAAUGGUGUCAAAGAUACAGGAUCUGAAAGCCGUUGAUGUGGUUUUAGUAGACGACAGAGUCCAAGAUCAAACUUCUGCUGAAAAUGGAGAUGAGCACGAGGAGCAGACAAACAAGGGAACCACGGCAGAGAAAAAUGUUACUAAUUCACCUGUGGAAACUGAGCAGGAAGACCCGGUUAUGGAAGAGUGCACAAAGGGAACACAAGUUCAAGUGAUAGGUCAUGAGGGAAAAGCUGGAGAAGCAAAUGCAUUUAAUCAACAGAUAUAUGAUCAGAAAGGGAGCCUUGAGGAGAAGGAUGUUGACCUCCAAAUGGAAACCACAGAACUAAAAACAGACAUUGAGAAAGAAAACACUGUGUUGAAAGACUGUGUUGUGGAACAAGAGAAAGUUCAACAAGGACAAAAAGGGAAAUGUGAGGCAAGUGAACAGGAGGUUGCAACCAGAGACACUCCUGAGAUGGGGAGCACCUCCAAUGAUCCUGCGCAAGAAUCCAUGACAACACAAGGCGCAGUAGAACAGCAUCAACAGACCCAACGUGCAUUUGCCAACAUUGAAUCAGGGGACAGUGUGCAAGUGAAAAAGGUGGAAGAAUUUACAACUACGGUUGAUCAAAGUACCGAAGCGAAGAGCUCCGUGGAAAAGAAGGCAGAUCUUGGUAAACCAGAAGCAGAAAGGGUUCCGAGUCAAGGAAAGAAGUCUGUUUCUGCUAGCAAGCGACGUAAAUCCAAAAGAAAGCAUAAGUUAGAAGGAGAACAAGAAGAAACUGCUGCACUUGAAGAAAUGCAGGUUGAGCAAAUAGGAGAGCUACUGAAAGAAGCUGAUGACCAAGUUGUUAGUGGGGGAAUCGCAGAAAGGCAUGAGGAGGAAGAUAUGACUCAGAGGGAAGAAUAUACCGAGCCAAAGGUUCAGAUUGAAAAAGAAGAAUCGAAGCCACAUCCCAAGAUACGGGAAGAGGGACAUACGUUUAUUGCAGAGAUAGAUCAAACCGAUGAAAGGAUAACCGUUUCAGAUGAGGAAAAGGUUGCUGAUCCCGCAAUAAAAACAAGAGUCCUGAGGAAAAGAAAAAAGUCUGCUUCCAUCACCACUCUGCCAAGAUCCAAGAGAGUCUGCACAAACUCUCAAAUAGAGAAGCCAAAGAUUUAGAAGUUAUCGGGCUACCAAUGUAAGACCAGGGGUGUGAGGAGAAAAAAGAGAACCAAACAACAACCAAAAAAAAAAAAAAAGAGGAAACUCCAGGCUCAGAAAUUGUACAUACUGUCAUUGAUGAAGAUUGAAUUCUUGGAGAUGGCACAGCUAGAAACUCCAGUAACAGUGCUCAGGAGCAAAAUAAAAGCUCAUACAAAGAUCAGAAACAAGCAAAGACCUCAUGGAAACUGACAUCACGUCUCUGGAUCAUGAAACCAAAACGCUCAUUCUGUUCACUGAUGAUACACCUGAAAACUGAGAUGGAAUCACAAAAGAAGAGCUUCUUACCAGCGUAAAGUUUGAGACCAGACUGAGGGAACACCAAAGAUGAUUGAUGACAGCCUUAUUGAUCGGGCAACUGAAGAAAUAUAAGACAAAGCACAAAGAAAGUACUUAAAAAAGAGACCAAAGGUGGAUCAUGAUGAGAUGGAGAAAGAUGAAAAGACCGACAAGAAAAAAAACAAACAUGGACGAUAGAUAGAGACUUAGACUAAAGGCACACAGAUGUUACAUGAACAAUGUUUCAAUUUUUUGUUGUUUUUUUUUUUUUUUGAAUCCCCAUUUAAUAUUUUUACCUUGUCUGUUUUAAUUGUGCAUUUGGUUUCGUCUUCAUGUUUUUGGCUUUAGAGCCCCAAAUUAUAUUUCUGUGAAAAUAAUGUACCAUAGUUGUAAGAAAUAAUUGUUAUUUGUAUACCCCAAAAGGUCUUCCCAAAAUUCCCCAACUUACCGGGCCACAGUGAUGAAUCAAACUCAAGAGCAGUAUAUGCUGUAUAUUUGCUAUUCAACAAAGACAACAAAAGAAGUCAAAUAAGCCAUGCCAGUAAGUGUGCACAAAUGUAUCAGCGUUGCUGUUAAAGGCAUGCAGAAAAUUUAGUAUGAGCGUGAGUGUUGUCACAGUAUGAGAGCUCUUCUGCUCAAGUACUGAUUUAAAAGGCCUAAAGUAACCCACCAAAAGUUACCAUUACAUCUGAUGUGCUCUCAGCGAUGGAAUUAAAAAUCUAAACAACUCAGCAUUUUGGUUGUGAAUAGAACGUGUAUGAUUAUUCAGUCAAUUGUUUUAAAAGGGUAAAAGUGACAAAAUACCAAGUAAUGUUUGCAGGCCCGUAUGAAUUUAUCUUAUUUUCUCAUAAUCCAAGAUGCAUUGUUUUUUUCUGAAAUAAAAUGUAUUGCACUAAUUUGCAGGAUUUUUAGCGAUAUGACGUAUACAGUAUUUAUGUAACCUUGGCCUGAGCGACCUUAAUCUACCUGUGGUUGAAAUGAUCAGUGCCCUCUUAGGCAUGGAGACACAUGCACACUAUGACAAAACAUCAGAUUGUUUCUUCUGUGUUUUGUUUUACUGGCACUGUGUCUGCCACAAUUUCCAGUUUCCGAUUUAUUUUGUUUUCCCCAGACACAUUAACAUUGUUCAGCAAUUUGGUUAAGGUCGCUGUGAGUUCAAUUGGGAUGAUUUUUGAUCAUCUUCAUCAAUUUUCAGUGUACUAUUAUUAUGUGUUGCAAUUAUUAUGACGAGAUGGAAGUUGAGAUUUGAGUGACAUUCUGACAGAAGUGUUUACGACUGUGAGGCCAUUGCAGACCUGAUGUUAAAGAAAAAAAGAAAAGCAUUUCUGUUUUUGGUCAGACUGUAAAAUAAAGAUUCCAUAAGACCUUUUCA
Messenger RNA from Hippocampus comes (tiger tail seahorse), 5673 nucleotides. RefSeq names its product soluble lamin-associated protein of 75 kDa-like. NCBI's taxonomy places the organism in Eukaryota, Metazoa, Chordata, Actinopteri, Syngnathiformes, Syngnathidae. Bases 291 to 3980 code for a protein of 1229 amino acids. The transcript is spliced from 11 exons. The record is from RefSeq and is a predicted model, not a curated record.